Messenger RNA from Phyllostomus hastatus (greater spear-nosed bat), 5297 nucleotides. RefSeq names its product glycoprotein Ib platelet subunit alpha (gene GP1BA). Lineage: Eukaryota; Metazoa; Chordata; Mammalia; Chiroptera; Phyllostomidae. The record is from RefSeq and is a predicted model, not a curated record. The transcript has 2 exons. Gene Ontology annotation, molecular function: protein binding. The coding region runs from base 2750 to 4777 and encodes 675 amino acids.
AUUUUAAAAUACUUUUUGCCGCCAGCAAAUUAUAUAAAUGUCAAGUCUAGAGAUAAACUGCAUCUGGCUCAAGUGUGCAUCCCUUGUCCAGUCACCAGUGGUGAGCAGACAGGGCUUAGCUUAUGUGGUUGCAUGGUACCCUUUCUGGGGGACAGUGUGUGGAACACUUUAAUCAUUAGAAGGGACAGUGGGCCAAUGGUGGCUGAAUCCCUUAAACAGGCAACUAACCUGGUGUUAGGAAGUCCUAAAAGGCUUUCCAAAGGAAGAAAUUCUAGCCUAUAAUUUUUCAUAUAAGAGUUACACAGAAGGGGAUAGGGGAUUAGAAGAGAGUCCAUGCACAAGAAAGAGAACGGUCCAGAGUGAAGGGUGGAGUGUUGAGAGAUAUGGUUGUACAUGUAGGCAAGGUUCAGAUCACACAGGAGUCUACAGGAGUCAUGUUAGGGAUCUUAGACUUCCUCCCAAGAGCUAUAAAGAGCGAUUGAUGAUCCACUUUCAAACAGUGGAAGGAUUUGAGCAAAUCUGAAGUUCUGAAAGACAACUCCAGAAGAGAAUGGGAAGAAGGAAAGAAAAAGGCUCAGAGACCAGAUGGGAGGCUGUUGCAGUGAAACAGUAGAGAUGACACCAUGGACAGGGAGUGAUGGCAGUAGGAAUAGAAAGAAGUGGUUCUGAGAGAGAUUAGGAAGUAAAAUUAAUGGAACCUGGUGAUACGUUGGAGGUGGGGAUGAGGGAGUGGAAGAGUUAAGAAUGACUAUCAGGGAUUUUGUUGGUAUUGAUUGACCAGUGAUUUCCUUUUUUUGUUUGUUUUUAUUUUUUUCUUUCUUCUCAUUUUUGUUUGUUUUUUUUCACUGCCUUUUUUCUUUUCUUUCAUUUACUUUUUUGUAUCUACCUUAGAUGAAUGAUUAUCUUUUUUUUUUUUACUUUUUAUUUAUUGAUUUGAGAAACAUCAGCUGGUUGUUCCACUCAUUGAUACAUUCCCUGGCUGCUUCUUGUAUGUGCACUGACCAGAGAUUGAACCCUCAACCUUCACAUAUUGGAACAACACUCUAACCAACUGAGUUACCCAGCCAGAGCCAGACAAGUGAUUUUCAACCAGUGUACUAUGGUAUACUGGUGUGCUACAAGAAUUUUUAAAACAUACGAUACCUAAUUGUUUAGUCACUGGCACUGCCCUCUUUUCUCUUAGACUGUCAAAUUUAAGAAAUGACAACAGGCAAUACCACAACAGUGCUCCUGUGUGAAUGCCCUGUCUCAAUCCAUAAAUAUAUAGGUCAUAUAAUAGAGCUGCAUCUUAUUGGCCACAUUGAAUAAUAAGUUUGCCUCUGACUGGUUAAUUCUUGGUACCAGAAAUUCUUAUAUAAAAGUAUAGGCACCUGAUUUUUAAAAAAAGUUGCUUUGGGCCCUGGCUGGUGUGGCUCAGUGGACUGCACCAGCUUCAAACUGAGAUGUCACCAGUCUGGUUCCAAGUCAGGGCACAUGCCUGUGCUGCAGGACAGGUCCCUGUUGGGGGCUUACAAGAAGCAGUGGAUCAAUGUUUCUCUCACGUACAUCAAUGUUUCUCUCCCUCUCUUUCUCCCUCCACUCCCCUCUCUUUAAAAAAUAAAUGAAAUCUAAAAAAAAAUAAUAAAUAUAUGAAAUCUAAAAAAAGGUCACUUUGGAACAAAAAGGGUAGGUAGGUAAUUCCUAUUUUUUAUAAAUCAAUUGAAAUUGUACCUAAUUUUUUGUCAGAUCGCCAAAAAAAUAUUUUCCAGUGCACUGCAGAACUUUAGUGAUUAGUUUGUGUGCCAUGAGAUGGAAAAGGUUGAAAACUGCUUGGCUAGACAAAUGAAUGGAUGACGGUACAUUCACCAGGCUGGGCAACACAGGAGGAUAAGCUACUUGGAUGAUGAGCUCAGUUUUGAAUAUACUGUUUUAGUGUCUUUGGAACACCCAAGAAAUCCAAAAGGCAGUGGGACCUAUGUGUUUGGGUCUCAGGAGAUGGAUCUGGGCUAGAGAUAAAGUUUUGAGUCACCGGAGUACAGGUGGUAGGUGAGUGCAAGGGGAUGGAUGAGAAUGACCUCCGUGUUUAUGUUGCAUAAGGAAAGAAGAGGGCAGGUUAACAAAGAACCCAAGUCUGGGAGCAGGUUAACUUUCAUAAAGGGCAGAGGAAGAGGAAUCCACAGAGGAGAAUUCGAAUGGCCAGCCAGAAAGUUAAGAGGAAAACCAGGAAAAUUAGUGUUGUAAGUCCCAAAGUUGGUGUGGCCAUGAAUAUGCAGGCUGCAGAAAUCAAGUAAGAUCAUAAUGGAGAAGUGUCCAGUGGACACAGUGGGAUGGGGGGCACUGGCAACCUUGGUGAGAACUGAACCAAUAGAGGGGUGCGGUGGGACAAGAAGCCAGCCCAGAGUCGGGUGAGAAGGCAGAGGGAGGUAAGGGUUAAAAUUAGGCAACUCUAAGAAUGUAGCUAUAAAGGGGAAGUGAGAGUGGCAGCUGGAGAGGUUUCUAAAAGCUGGAAGAGGGUAGUGGUUGGAGUUCUCCCCAGUGGGAGAGAGUAGAGCCAAAAGGAGGGCUUGGGGGAAAGUUGUGGAAGGGGGUGAUAAGGGCCUGUGUCGGGAAGGAGACUGUUCACUGGGUCACAUGAGCCCCUAUCAGGCUGGCAUUUCCUCUCCAUCCUCUUCCUGCCCCUGACCAGCCCUCUCUGGAGCUGGAAGAAGGACCGAGUCACACCCUGGAAGAAGCUCUGUGCCUUCGGAGGUUUUUCUGCCUGCCUGUCCCCAUGACUCUCUUCCUCUUGCUGCUCCUGCUGCCAAGCCCCUCACGCCCCCAAACCCCUUGUGAGACUUCCAAAGUGGCCAACCUGUUGGAAGUGAACUGUGAUAAUCUGGGGCUGAAGGCACUGCCUCCAGGUUUGCCAGCAGACACGGCCAUCCUCCACCUGGGCAAGAACUCCUUGAGCACCUUCUCCAUGGUGCCCCUGGUGCCUCUGACUCGCCUUACUCAGCUGCACAUGGAGAACAGCCAGCUGACCAGCCUGCAGGCUGACGGGGUGCUGCCACUGCUGGAGAUCCUGGAAAUACCCCACAAUAAGUUGACAAGCCUGCCCUUGCUAGGAGAGGCAUUGCCAGCACUCACUACCCUGGAUGUCUCCCACAACAAGCUGAGCUCAUUGUCUCCUGGUGCCCUGAGUGGCCUGAGCCAACUCCAUGAGCUCCGCCUGCGUGGCAAUAAGCUGAAGAUUCUGCCCCCCGGGCUCCUGGCAUCGACACCCCAGCUCAGGAAGCUCGAUCUGGCUGACAACCAGUUGACAGAGGUUCCCCCUGGGCUCCUGGAUGGGUUGCAGGAGCUUGACACCCUCUUCCUCCAAGGGAACUGGCUGCGCACCAUACCAGAGGGCUUCUUUAGGGAUCUCCUCCUGCCUUUUGCUUUUCUCCAUAACAACCCCUGGUACUGCGACUGUAGCAUCCUUUAUUUCCAUCUCUGGCUGACAGACAAUGAAAACAAUGUCUACACAUGGAUGGAAGGUGUGGAUGUCAAGGCCAUGACCCCCAAUGUGAAGAGUGUGCGAUGUAUCAAUGAGGCCAAGACACCCAUCAUUGAGUACUCAAAAAAGGACUGCCCCCCUCUGAUUGGUGGGGGUUACACCAACGACUAUGAUGAUAGCUCUGAAGUCGGGAGUAAUAUGGUGCCUACAAGGGCUGUCGUCACCAACACCAAAGCCGAAACAACCCACUGGGGCCUGCUCUACUCAGAAUCUGCUGCUUCUCUACACAGUCAAAUGCCCUACUUGCCUCCAACCCAAGAAUCCACUAAGAAACAGACCACAUUCCCAACCACCAGAGAACCCAUCACAUUCUCCAAAACUCCAAAACCCACUACUGAGCCUACCACAACCCCAACCACCCCUACUCCUACCACCCCAGAACCCACCACAACCUCACCCACCCCAGAACUCACAACCCCACCCACCACAACCCCACCCACCCCAGAACCCACAACCCCGACCACCCCAGAACCUACAACCCCACCCACCACAACCCCACCCACCCCAGAACCCACAACCCCACCCACCACAACCCCGACCCCAGAACCUACAACCCCACUCACAACCCUGACCAUCCCAGAACCUACAACCCCACUCACCACAACCUCGACCACCCCAGAACCUACAACCCCACCCACAACCUUGACCACCCCAGAACCUACAGCCCCACCCACCACAACCCCGACCAUCCCUGAACCCACCACAACCCCAACCACCCCCAAACCCACCAUAAUCCAGACCAUCUCAGAACCAACGAUACUUUCAACCACCACAGAAUCCACCUCACUCCCUAUGUUAGAAUCCACAAUCAUCCUUAAAUUUGGUGACCUCGCAAAGGUCCGUGGGGUGGCUCAAGGGAAUGUGGACAGCUCCAGAAACGACCCUUUUCUCAACCCUGACUUUUGCUGUCUCUUCCCCCUGGGCUUCUACAUCUUGGGUCUCCUCUGGCUCCUGUUUGCCUCUGUUGUUCUCAUCCUGCUGCUGACCUGGGUCUGGCACAUGAAACCACAGGCCCUGGCCACAGCCAAGCACACCACACACGUGGAACUGCAGAAGGGAAGGCAAGUGGCCGUGCCCCGGGCCUGGCUGCUUUUCCUUCAAGGGACACUCCCAACUUUCCGCUCCAGCAUCUUUCUGUGGGUCCGGCCUAAUGGCCGCGUGGGACCUCUGGUGGCAGGACGGCGGCCCUCAGCCCUGAGUCUGGGUCGCGGUCAGGACCUGCUGGGUACAGUGAGCGUUAGGUACUCGGGCCACAGCCUCUGAGGGUGAGUGAUCUGGGGACUUUAGAGGUUUCUUAUUAGGAUAUAGCUGGGGCAGGGUGGGAGUAAAAAGCACAGGGUUGGGGGAAGUCUUAAUCAGUUUUCCUUUCUCAGAAGUCUUCUCUUCACACCACAGAAACACCUCAGACCCAGCAAACCAGGAGGGGUAGUGAGAUGAGUUGGCUAGGUCAUUGAAAAGUUCCCAAUGCUCCAUCUGAUGAGGAUGGAGGUGUUUUGCAGACUACUAGAUUAUUACUUUUGGGAAGUUUUAGGAAAAAGCAAAUAAAAAACACCAUAAAGCAUGGCCUCUAUGAUUAUCUGUGUAUUAAAAAAUCUGAAGGAACUUAUCAAGAUGUGAGCCCUGAUUGUCUCUGGGUGGUAUAAAUAUGGUUUCCCUUUCCUCUGCUUGGCAUUCUCUAGGUUUCUACCAUCAUAUUUGUAUAAUAAAAACUAAUUCCAAGCCCUGACUGGUAUGGCUUAGUGGAUUGAGUGCCAGCCUUCAAACCAAAGAGUUCCCAGUUCAA